UCCUCUUAUAAAACGCAUACGUUCCAUCAUUAUGUUGUGACUCGUGAGUCAACACAUCGACGACAACAGUUUUAUUUACUCAGAACCAUGAAUUCGCUUAUGACCGUUUUGGUUUUGGGCACGUGCUUGAUGGCUGUGUGCCUCGCAAUGCCACAAGGAACUAAAGAUGGCGCUAUAUUCACAAACGAAGCCAUCAGACAAGCACAGAGUACACAUCUUAUACCGCAAAAUGCUCAGAUUCAGAAAGUUCAAGAAGGCGUAGAAUUGGUCGCAUACGAGUCAAUACCUGGCUCACAGGCCAUCAACCUGUUCGAGAUCCUCGGUGACCACGUACCUCCAGAGGUGGUCAGCAACCUGCAAACUCAAGUCGAUCAAGUUGGAAAACAGUGAAAACGAGAUUAUAUAAUUUAAUUUAGUCUACACGUCAUAAUAUUAUUUUGUUUAAUCUUUCUAAAAUAAGUCUGUGUAAUGUUCUUAUAUUUUCUAAUGCAUAUGUUUCAACAUUGAAUUCUAAUAGGCAUACAUUAUGCAUCUACGUAAUACGGCUCUUAUGCAACAUUGUUAUCGAUUAGUUUUUAACAGAGAAAGUAUUUUUAUUUUCGACGAAAGUGCUUUCACCCACUGUUUUAUUUUUAUUUUUAUUACAUUUAUUUUAUUUUAUUUUUUGACAGAUGUUUAUACAUACCUAAAUACCUAAUACACAUGCAUUUACUUUCUAUGUA
Diuraphis noxia (Russian wheat aphid) is the source of this 722-nucleotide messenger RNA. RefSeq lists its product as uncharacterized. NCBI's taxonomy places the organism in Eukaryota, Metazoa, Arthropoda, Insecta, Hemiptera, Aphididae. The record is from RefSeq and is a predicted model, not a curated record.